Knipowitschia caucasica is the source of this 2043-nucleotide messenger RNA. The record is from the annotation of a GenBank genome assembly. Lineage: Eukaryota; Metazoa; Chordata; Actinopteri; Gobiiformes; Gobiidae.
AUGUAUGUGUGUCCGGAGGAGGAGUCCGUCCUACUGAGUUCUUUUGUUACGACUCUGUCUUCUCUCUCUGUCAAACAAGUUGAGAACAAGGAGAAGUUUGACCUGCAGCCGCUGAGACUGGAUUGGCUGAGGUUACAGGCAUAUUCCAGUGUGAGCAAAGCCCCGCUGCCCAUCAGAGAGUACCCAGACCUGGCCAGAGUCAUCAACGUCAUCCAGUUCCACACCAAGAUGGUGGACAGCCUCCAAGACGUCCUCAGGGAGACGUCGGACCUGUCCAUCCUGUGCUUCUAUCCUGGUGUUUUUGAGAAGAUGUUUGCCCAGAGCAGUGACGACAUGAGACGGUUCCUGAUGUCGUUUCCAUCUGUGUGUUCUCUGUUCAGCUGCAGUGACCCGCUGUGUCCAGAAGAGACUGAGGCCGUGGAGAAGAGAAGUGUGCGUCUGUGUGUGUCGUUCCUGGAGCAGAUCGCUAAACAGACGAGUGACAUCAUCCUGGAAAUCUGUGAAGAUCAGAGAAAACUCCAGGAGCAGCUGCUGCCCAGACACUGUGCGGAGGUGGUCAGCGCCGCUCGUCAUCGGAAACAGAAGAAAACGGCACCGAAGAAAACAGACCAGAAACAGAACCAGAACCAGAACCCAGGAUCAGAGAGUCUGAGGAAAGACCGGGCCGUUACCACCGCAGCGGACAGACUGCAUCUGGCUCUGACAGAGCUGUGUGUGACUUACAGUCUCUGCUCCGAAAUCUUCGUCUCUGAGCACGUCCUGGUUCCAACUGAGUUCCUUCUGUCGCACCUCGAGAACCGCCUUUCUGAAGUCAUUGUGAAGAUGGCGAGCUACAACCGGAGCACGCAGGAGGUGGCGCGGCCCUCGGAGCUGCUGGGGUCCCUCAGGGUCUACACCGCGGCUCUGCACAGUGUGAGCAGCUACAUCAACAUCGACGUCACUCGUUUGAUUAAAAGUGUUUUACUGCAGCAGACGCAGCCCUUGGACUCACGCGGGGCCCAGACCAUCACCACACUCUACACCAACUGGUUCCUGGAGAGUCUCCUGCGUCAGGCCAGUAACUCCUCCAUCCUCCACUGUCCCACAAUGCACUGCUUUGUAAACCAGAAAACAGACACUGAGCCCAGCGUCAGGGCAGACGAGUUCUCUGACAUCACAGAGUUGCGGGCCCUCUCUGAGCUGCUGGGUUCUUAUGGAGUGAAGUUCCUGAGUGAGAACCUGAUGUGGCACAUCACCUCCCAGAUCAACGAGAUCAAGAAACUUGUGAUUGAAAACAUGGACGUCCUGGUUCAGAUCAGGAACAGCUCUGACAAAACUGAAGAGACCACAGAGCUGAAGAAGAGGCUGACAGGAGGAGAAAACAUGUUGAAGAGAAUGACCAUCAUCGGAGUCAUUCUGUCGUUUAGAUCCAUGACCUCAGACUGUCUCAGGGACACCCUGGAGAAACACUGCCCGUACCUCAUGAGGCCCAUAGAGAACCUGAGGUCCUCCCUCAGCCCUGAGGCCAACACCAAGGUGACCCUGAGUGUGUAUGAACUGGCGUCAGCUGCAGGCCUGUCAUGUGACAUAGAUCCUGCUCUGGUGGCGGCCAUCAGCGGCAUGAUGACAGACAGCACGUCUGUGGAUGAAGAGUAUAAAGUGUCCUGUUUGCUCCUGGUCUACAUUGCGGUGUCGCUGCCUCUGCUGACCCUUGACCCCAACUCCUGCUACACUCGGGAACAUGGAGGUCACAACAACAACAUCCACUGUUUAUCCGCCGCCAUCAGCGGACUGGCGGGCGCCAUGUUCACGGUCCAGAACAAAGAUGUGGAGCAGCACCUCCAAGACUUCCUCCUGCUGGCCUCCUCAACUCUGCUGCAGCUCGGACAGAACGUGGAGCGGGUGGACACCAGGAACCGAGAGUCCAUUUACCUUCUGCUCCACAUGAUUGUGGAAGACUGUCCCUUCUUGAGCCAAGACUCGCUGGAGAAAUGUUUUCCGUACGUUCUCCUGAGGAACAGCUACAGAGAAGUCUUCAGGCCCUUCGUCGUGACUCUGGGAUGA